Messenger RNA from Elgaria multicarinata webbii, 1731 nucleotides. RefSeq names its product E2F transcription factor 6 (gene E2F6). Gene Ontology annotation, cellular component: RNA polymerase II transcription regulator complex. Lineage: Eukaryota; Metazoa; Chordata; Lepidosauria; Squamata; Anguidae. The record is from RefSeq and is a predicted model, not a curated record. Gene Ontology annotation, molecular function: protein dimerization activity; RNA polymerase II cis-regulatory region sequence-specific DNA binding; DNA-binding transcription factor activity, RNA polymerase II-specific. Bases 32 to 832 code for a protein of 266 amino acids. Gene Ontology annotation, biological process: regulation of transcription by RNA polymerase II. The transcript is spliced from 7 exons.
UCCUCUUCUCGGAGGGAGAGGUUGGGCCAAGAUGGCUGCUCCCGCGGCUUUGGGGCAAAGCCUGGAGCAGCAGUCGCCGCCGGUGCCCGCACUCCUGCUCUCGGUGGAUUUGUUGCAAACACAUGUUAAAGUUGAAAAUGAAGAUGAUGUACAGUUCGUGUCUAUUAGCCAUAAGGAAGUAGAUGAGGAUGAACCAUUUGUGAAAGUUAGAAAAUCUACGAAAAGCAGAAAGCCCCGUUAUGACGGAUCUCUAGUUCAACUGACCAGGAGAUUCAUGGAUCUUGUCAAAACUGCUCCAGAAGGUGUCCUUGAUCUGAACGAGGUAUCUCGUAUGCUGGGAGUGCGAAAACGAAGAGUGUAUGAUAUCACAAACGUGUUGGAUGGAAUACACCUUAUUCAGAAAAGAUCCAAGAAUCUUAUCCAGUGGGUUGGAUCAGAUAUUAAGCAGAUUACCAAAAGAACACCCGCACAACAAAAGUUAAGAGAUGAACUUUAUGAUUUAACAGCAAUGGAAGAAGCAUUGGACGAAUUAAUUAAGGAUUGUGCUCACCAGCUGUUUGACGUAACAGAUGACAAAGAAAAUGCAAGACUAGCUUAUGUGACCUAUCAAGAUAUCCGUAGCAUUCAGACAUUUCAAGAACAGAUCAUUAUUGCGAUCAAGGCGCCAGAAGAAACUAAAAUGGAGAUACCAGCUCCUAAAGAAGACUGUAUAGAAGUACGCAUAAGGAGCACAAAGGGACCCAUUGAUGUUUAUUUAUGUGAGGUGCCAUUAGAUAAUCCAGAUGCUGAUGCUUUGAAAAACACAGAGAACCUUUCAUGUGAAAAUAAAUAGGCAGCAGCUGAUGUUGGAGUGAGCAACAUGAGGAUUGUUGGAUUACUAAAGCAUUUGAUUUCUGAACUUCAGCUUCAUGGACUUGCUAGGGUUUUACUUCACUAUGGGCCAGUGCAAAUGUAAAAAGUUUUUCUCUUUACUGCAUUUAAAAGAUGAAGAGCAGACUGGAAUUGUGGUAUCUCUCUCCCCAGAUCUAAUAUCCGGCUUCCAACUUUUCCAUUGGUAUAAAAGUUAAGGAUAAACAAUCAUCUUUCCCUCACUGUCACCCCUUAAAGUAGCAUUUGUGCUCUGGAAUAAUGUGUUCUGAAUUAAAUUACAAAAUAAAAGUGCUAUCAUGUAAGACAGCCUUAAGUUAGAUUUUGAAAAUGUGGCUUAGGUUUCUCUCUUUAUAAAGAGCAUGUAUGUAUAUAAGUAGCUGCCCUAAUCUGUUUCAUGUGUCUAUAGAUGGCCUCUCUUGCAGCUUAAUGAAUGGAAGUGGUAAUGAACACGAAGUAUUUAUAAUUAGCGCUUUAAAAAAAAUGCAGCUCUUUAAAAUUGAAUCUGGAGCCAAAUAUAUUCAGUAAGGGACAAUUUUUGAAGAAAUGCACUUUAGUUGCGAAGCUGCACUGUUGCCAAGGGGACCUAUUGAGGCUAUAUUAAAAUGUAAAAAUCUGGAAUGGGAGAUACUUUGCGCAAGACGAAGAGUACAACAGGUUAUAAAAAACACUCUGCACUAUAUUAUGUGGAUGUCCUGUAAAGUCCAUAUGGAACAAUGGCUAUAGGCUUUGAAGAAACGGAAAACCCUUGGAUCGUGUGUAUUGUGUAUCAUGUUUAAAUGGUCACUAAUGCAAAUUAAUGGCAGGCUGAGCAGCUCUUCUGCCUCUGUACAGCAAAACAAAAAUAAACAUGUAAAUAUUAAA